Molecule: messenger RNA, 1141 nt
Organism: Ceraceosorus guamensis
Lineage: Eukaryota; Fungi; Basidiomycota; Exobasidiomycetes; Ceraceosorales; Ceraceosoraceae
Product: ubiquitin-domain-containing protein
Exons: 3
Coding region: 237-710 (157 amino acids)
Biological process (GO): modification-dependent protein catabolic process; protein ubiquitination; translation
Cellular component (GO): ribosome; nucleus; cytoplasm
Molecular function (GO): ubiquitin protein ligase binding; structural constituent of ribosome; protein tag activity
Source: RefSeq, a predicted model, not a curated record
GGCAGUGAGUAUCGCGGACGCUUUGGUCAGAGAGCAUACACGGUGGCAGCACGAUGGAUGCUGCUUUUGUUCAGCACGCAAUCAUCGCAGUAUCUGGUCUGCUUUCGGUCCUAACGCUGCGCGCUUUGGGGGGUUAUGAGACAAAUGAUCGAUCGCUGACUUUGCACCCAUCGCUUGCCCCCCCGCAUCGCCGUCAGAGGACGUCAAGAAACCCAAUUGGCUAGCAAGUGCCCAUCAUGCAGAUCUUCGUCAAGACCCUCACGGGCAAGACGAUCACCCUCGAGGUGGAGUCUUCUGACACCAUCGACAAUGUCAAGGCCAAGAUUCAAGACAAGGAGGGAAUCCCACCCGACCAACAGCGUCUGAUCUUUGCAGGCAAGCAACUCGAGGAUGGACGUACGCUGUCCGACUACAACAUCCAAAAGGAGUCUACGCUUCACCUAGUCCUUCGUCUUCGUGGCGGAGCCAAGAAGCGCAAGAAGAAGACGUACACGACUCCCAAGAAAAUCAAGCACAAGCGCAAAAAAGUAAAGAUGAGCGUGUUGAAGUUCUACAAGGUGGACGGUAGCACUGGAGCGAUCAAGAGGUUGCGCAAAGAGUGCCCAGCUCCUACUUGCGGAGCUAGCGUGUUUAUGAGCUGGCACAAGGAUAGGAGCUACUGUGGAAAGUGCCACCUCACUUAUCUGCACCCUGCUGCCGACCCCAAGUGAGGCAGGCGCUCAUGGUACGGUUCGAAGUUGGGAAUGCAAUACCCAAAUCGCAGUCGGAUCCAUCUUUGAGCGCGAACAAGCUACACUUGACGCCUCUACCCGCACACAUGCACAUGCACUCAACAUCCUGUCGGUCUUUCCCUUUUACGACAACUUUUCCCACUCGUGCGAAUGCUCAUAUCGGAUUGCGCGAGUCGAUCCACAUGCGAAGGGAUGAGUGAUGAAGCGAUAAAGAUUUGGAAGAAAAGUCGUGCCGUGUCGGGGGCUUGUCAUACCCUUGAUGUGCUUGCUGCUGGGAAAAAAGAAAGAAGUUCGAGCAUUCAAUCGAUUUCGAUGAACCCAUUUUGAUUGGCGCGCGCGCGCGUGCCAGGGGGAAGGGGGGGGAAAUCCUUGCAAAGCCCCGAUUCCAGCUGGGUGGGUGAACUUUUGCG